This is a messenger RNA of Penicillium malachiteum, 1686 nucleotides long. Its product is annotated as Amino acid transporter. Gene Ontology annotation, cellular component: membrane. The record is from RefSeq and is a predicted model, not a curated record. NCBI's taxonomy places the organism in Eukaryota, Fungi, Ascomycota, Eurotiomycetes, Eurotiales, Aspergillaceae. The coding region runs from base 1 to 1686 and encodes 561 amino acids. Gene Ontology annotation, molecular function: amino acid transmembrane transporter activity. Gene Ontology annotation, biological process: amino acid transmembrane transport. The transcript has 5 exons.
AUGACUGCGUCUGAUGAAGACGUCGAGAAGAAGGUGCCUUCGGCUGUUGAGCCUGCAUCUGAUGGGUCGGCUCCGGCAUAUGGAGACACCGCACACCAUUCUACAGGCGAUGUCGAGGAAGGCCAACAUAAGUUGAAGCGAAAUCUUAAAGGCCGCCACAUGCAGAUGAUUGCUAUUGGUGGUGCUAUUGGUGCUGGUCUGUGGGUCAGUACAGGAAGUGCAUUGCGAUCGGGAGGUCCUGGUGCUCUGCUUGUCUGUUAUCUUAUCAUGGGUGGCAUGAUGUUGUUGACUGUCCAAGCUCUUGGAGAGAUGGCUGUCGUCUACCCUGAAAAUGGUGCUUUCUUCUCUUACUGUGUCCGCUUUAUCAGUCCUGCUUGGGGUUUCGCUGUCGGUUGGGACUAUGCACUCAACUGGCUCGUCAUUCUUCCCUUCGAGCUGACGGCUGCCAGUCUUACCCUUAAUUUUUGGCCAGCUGCCGAGAAAAUAAAUGUCGGUGUAUGGAUAACAAUCUUUCUUGUUGUUCUUACAGCUAUCCAAGUUUUUGGUGUUCGAGGCUACGGUGAAGUCGAGUUUGUUCUUGGUGUAAUCAAAGUCGUCGCCGUCAUUGGCUUCAUCAUUCUCGGUAUUGUCAUUGACUGCGGUGGUGCGCCAAAGGGCGGAUACCUUGGAGCUCACUACUGGUAUGAUCCGGGUGCUUUCACAACCUUUUAUGGAUUCUGCAAUGUCUUUACAGCCGCCGCUUUUGCUUUCGGUGGUACUGAAAUGGCUGGUCUUGCUGCUGCUGAGGCCGCGAACCCUGCAAAGUCUCUUCCAAAGGCGUGCAAGCAAGUCUUCUGGCGUAUCCUUAUCUUCUACGUCCUGGGAACCUUCGUCGUCGGUCUUAUUGUACCGUACAACGCGUCCUUCCUCCUUGGUGCCUCUGACUCUAGUACUAAGGACUCUCCCUUCGUCAAGUCUAUUGAACAGGCCGGUAUUGCCGGUCUUCCUUCCGUUAUGAAUGCUGUUAUCACCGUCUCCGUUAUCAGUGUCGCCAACUCCGCUACCUAUGGAUCCAGUCGCACAAUUCAAGCCCUCGCCGCCCGCAAGAUGGCACCUAAGUGGAUGGCCUACAUUGAUAAGAAGGGUCGCCCAGUCUGGUCUAUUGUCCUCCAGCUCCUCUUUGGUCUCCUUGCCUACCUCAACGAGGCAGCAGCUGGUGACACCAUCUUCGACUGGCUUCUGGCUCUUUCCGCUGUCUCUGACUUUUUCAUCUGGGGAAGUAUCUGCUUUGCUCACAUCCAGUUCCGCAAGGCUUGGCGUCACAAUGGCCACAGCGUCAAGGAUCUUGUUUACGCUGCUCCGUUUGGUGAGAUUGGCAGCUGGGUAGGUGUUGCACUUAACAUCCUCUGUCUUAUUGCCGAGUUCUAUGUGGCCGUCUAUCCAAAGAGCGCGAACGCUUUCUUUCAGGCCUACCUCGCUGUUCCUAUUAUCAUCGCUUUCUUUAUCUUUUGGGUUGUUUACACCAAGUUUAACAAGGACCCUACGCUUGAGCGUGGUGCUUGGUUCAUCAAGGUCAAGGAUAUGGAUAUUUACAGUGGGAUGCGCGAUGGUGUCCUCGAUGUGGAUCUUCCACCUAAGGUCGAGUACCCCACCUGGGGUGCUUAUUUCAAGGCGGCUCCUAUGAGAAUCUUCCGCUCUAUCAUCUAA